AUGGAGUUGGCGUACGUGUGCGAGUGGGAGAAGCGCCCCAAAAGCACCCACCGCCCCUCCGUUCCGCUGGUGUGCUCCUGGUCCUGCAGAAAUUUGGUGGCCUUCACCACCGACCUGAAAAACCAACACGACGAUGUCAGUCACGUGAUUCACAUCAUGGACACGGAGCACCCCUGGGACGUGUACUCCAUCAGCUCGGGCCACAGCGAGGUCAUUUCCUGUCUGGAGUGGGACCCAUCGGGCUCCAGGCUGCUGUCGGCGGACGGCGACGGUCACAUCAAGUGCUGGUCCAUGUCGGAGCACAUGGUCAACAGUUGGGAAAGCCUCCUGAGCAGUUCGGUGGAGGGAGAUCCCAUCGUGGCGCUCAGCUGGCUGCACAACGGCGUCAAACUGGCCCUGCACGUGGAAAUGUCGGGUUCCACCAACUUCGGCGAGAAGUUCUCCCGGGUCAAGUUCUCUCCCUCGCUGAGCCUGUUCGGCGGCAAGCCCAUGGAGGGCUGGCUGGCGGUGACGGUCAGCGGCCUGGUCAGCGUCUCGCUGCUCAAGCCCGGCGGCGCCCUGCUGACGGCCAGCGAGAGCCUCUGUCGCCUGCGGGGACGCGUGGCCCUGGCCGACAUCGCCUUCACGGGAGGCGGCAACAUCGUGGUGGCCGCCGCCGACGGCAGCGCCUCUUCGCCCGUGCAGUUUUACAAGGUGGUAGUGAGUGUGGUGAGCGAAAAGUGCCGCAUCGACACGGAACUUCUGCCCUCUUUGUUCCUGCGCUGCACCACCGACCCGCUGAGACGGGACAAGUACCCCGCCGUCACCCAUCUCAAGUUCCUGACCAGAGAGAACUCUGAGCAGGUUCUGCUGUGCGCGUCCAAUCAGAGCGGCAGCAUCGUGGAGUGUUGGUCGCUGAGAAAGGAGGGGCUUCCCGUCAACAACAUCUUUCAGCACCGAUCGCCCGCGGUGGGCGAGAAGCCGCCCACCAUCUUGAAGUGGCGGAUCCUGACCACCACCGGCGACCUGGAGCGAGUGUCCGCCGUGGCUCUUCCCAAGCUGCCCAUUUCCAUCUCCAACACCGACCUGAAGGUGGCGUCGGACACCAAGUUCUGCCCAGGGUUGGGUCUGGCUCUGGCUUUCCACGACGGCACCAUCCAGAUCCUCCACCGCUUGUCCCUCCACACCAUGGGCGUGUUCUACGGCUCGGCCGCCGCCCCCUCGGGGGGCCAGCGGCCGGGAGACGAGUCGUCCGUCAAGCGGCAGAGGACCGGCGGGGCGCACGGCCUCCAUUUCAAGGCCCUGCAGUUCUCCUGGACCUCGCUGGCGCUGGCCGGGGUGGACAAUCACGGCAAGCUGCACAUGCUGCGAGUGUCCCCUUCCAUGGGUCAAGUGCUGGAAAUGAACACCACGCUGCGCCACCUGCUGUUCCUGCUGGAGUACUGCAUGGUGACGGGCUACGACUGGUGGGACGUCCUGCUGCACGUGCAGCCCGGCAUGGUCCACAACUUGGUGGAUAAACUGCACGAGGAGUACAUGAGGCAGAACCAGGCGCUGCAGCAGGUCCUGGCCACGCGCAUCGUGGCGGUCAAGGCGUCGCUGUGCAAACUGUCGACGGCCACGGCGGCGCGAGCCUGCGAUUUCCACGCCAAGCUGCUGCUGAUUGCCGUCAGCUCCACCCUCAAAUCGCUCCUGCGACCGCACGUCCUCAACACGCCGGACAAAAGUCCGGGAGACCGCCUGAGCGAGAUCUGCGCCAAGAACGCCGACUCGGACAUCGACAAGGUGAUGAUCAACCUGAAGACGGAGGAGUUUGUGUUGGACGGGCCUCCCCUACAGUCGCUGCAGCAGCUCAUCCAGUGGGUGGGCGACUUUGUGCUCUACCUGCUGGCCAACCUCCCUAACCAGGGCUCGGCGGCGCGGCCCGGCUUGGGCUUCAUGCGGGACGGCGCCUCCCUGGGAAUGCUGCGGGAGAUGCUGGUGAUGAUCCGUAUCUGGGGUCUGUUCAAGCCCGGCUGCCUGCCCACCUUCACCGCCACCUCCGACAGCCAGGACAGUUUGCAGCUGCUCUUCCGCCUGCUCACCAAGCUGUGGCUCUGCUGUCGGGACGACGCGCCCCCCCAGGAGCCCGACGAGAGCCUGAUCGACGAGUGCUGCCUGCUCCCCAGUCAGCUGCUGGUGCCCUCCCUGGAUUGGCUGCCCGUCAACGACGGCGUCAUCGUCAAGCUGCAGGGCAAGCAGCCCAUCCGCUUGCACUUUGGCAAAAGCGCCUCGCUCGACCUCGUCGCCAGGAGCGCUGGCUGUCAGAGGACGGACAACCUGCGCUGCGUCCACAUGGGCGUUUGUCCCACGGAAGACAGCAAGGCCUGCACCAGGUGCGGCUGCGUGACCAUGCUUCGCUCGCCUAACAAGAGUAACGCCAUGAAGCAGUGGGAGCAACGCUGGAUCAAAAAUUGCCUUUGCGGAGGUUUGUGGCGCCGCGUUCCGCCCACGCUGCCCUGA
Messenger RNA from Nerophis lumbriciformis (worm pipefish), 2481 nucleotides. The record is from RefSeq and is a predicted model, not a curated record. NCBI's taxonomy places the organism in Eukaryota, Metazoa, Chordata, Actinopteri, Syngnathiformes, Syngnathidae.